GCCCCACUGCGGCGCCCCUCAGUUGCCCGUCGCGUCUCAACUAAACCGCACGCCCGUUCGCGCCAAAAUGGCAGCAGAAAUUGACCCAGAAAAACUGAUAUUAGCAGUGAAAAAACGCCCGGCUUUGUACACCAAAAAUGAUCCCAAUUACUACAGUAAUAAGAAACAUAAGUCUAAACUGUGGAUCGAAGUGUGUAGAGAAGUCUACGCUGGCUGGGAGCAAUUCAGACCGCAAGAUAAAGUGGAAAACGGCCACGAGCUUCAGCGACGCUGGAAGAGUCUCCGAACAUGCUUCACAAGAGAGCUAGGGAUGCAGAAGAAAGAACAGGUGAAAAGAGAACGGAAUGAACCUUAUAAAAGGAGAAAGAGAUACGAAUAUUUCAACAUGAUGUUGUUUCUCCUAGAGCCAGAGGAAAAUAAUGGAGAAAGGGAUUCUGAUGAUUCAAGAUCAGAUCCUUUGGAAAGCAUAAAAAACGAACCUUCAGGUUUUGAAACAACGCAUGUUAGCCACUCCUCACAUUUUGACGUAGAAGUGGAACCGGAAAGAAAUGAAACUUAUCUAAGACCGAUGUUUGAACGUAGUGAAAAUCUAGAAGAUAAGGUACUGGAUAUGCUUAAAGAACUUAAGAAGGACGAAGGUGAUGAGGACAGACAGUUCAUGUUAUCUUUAGUUCCGACUUUUAAGAGGUUGAAAGCUAAACAGAAGUUUGAAGCUAGAAUUGAGAUUAUGAAGUUAUUGAAGGAUAUCACAUUUCGAAACGAAGAUGAAACUAAGGCGAACACUUACAAUCCACCACAAGUUUAACUCUUCAGAUGUAAUAAACUAUUAAGUAAAGUUCUAGAUAAUUAACAAGUUUUAUUGUUAUCUUUAGAAUAACGAAGAAACUCCUUUCUUUAUUUUGUUGUUUAUUUGUUUUUAGGCCUAGAGAGAUGAGUAAAUUAUCAAAACCUAAUUCAAAUGUUUUGAUAAUUGCUCCAAGAGUUACAGAAGUGUGAAAUAAACUUGUACAGAUACUCAGUUUAAUUAGGUUAGCAUUUGGGUAAAAGUUUAGAGUAUUUGCUUUGGAAAUUAGGUCAUGUAGUAACAUGACCCAGUUCUUCUUGAAAAUGUUUUCAUAUUUUUUUAAUCCUCUAUGAAAUACCUGCUACGAACAUUUCUGGUUGUGGUAAGCAUAUAAUAUUUUUUUACUAACCCAACACCUGUUUCAUAAACUGUACGUAUGUUUUCAAAAAACUGUUGAAAUAAAACCGAAAUUGUAAUUUGA
Molecule: messenger RNA, 1265 nt
Organism: Helicoverpa zea (corn earworm)
Lineage: Eukaryota; Metazoa; Arthropoda; Insecta; Lepidoptera; Noctuidae
Exons: 2
Coding region: 68-805 (245 amino acids)
Biological process (GO): regulation of transcription by RNA polymerase II
Cellular component (GO): nucleus; transcription regulator complex
Molecular function (GO): DNA binding
Source: RefSeq, a predicted model, not a curated record